This is a messenger RNA of Fusarium poae, 1371 nucleotides long. RefSeq lists its product as uncharacterized. The record is from RefSeq and is a predicted model, not a curated record. The coding region runs from base 1 to 1371 and encodes 456 amino acids. NCBI's taxonomy places the organism in Eukaryota, Fungi, Ascomycota, Sordariomycetes, Hypocreales, Nectriaceae. The transcript is spliced from 2 exons.
AUGGACAAAGGCGACAAUACUGGCCGUGGGUCGUUUACGCUCUGUCAGCUUGCUGAAGAGCAGUCAUCUAUCACUCUAGACGACCAGAGAGCUCAUCUAACAGACACCUCUCCUCUCAGCGCCAGGGGCAGUAUUCAAGACAACGCAACAAUACCGACUUCCGAGAAGCUACCUGAGCAACGCACGCAAUUGCCUGACAGACCAAACCUGCUUACUGUGAGCAUUAAAGACUUCAAAGAGCUCAUGAUCCGAGUCCUCCUCGAUGACUGGAAAUUGAGAGCUCGGGUUGUGCACACUCCUGGUCAAGUCGAUAUAACGGCCCUUUGGAGUCCACAAAUCGCUGGUAUCGAAUCGGCUCGGCAUGGAAUGAUAUCGUUUGACGGCUUUGACCGCACUUGGUUUGUUCCGUUUGAUUCGGAAGUGCCUUUACCUGCAGGCAAGCAAAGUAUUGCAGACAAUAUCGACAAUCGCCGGACUGAGCUUAGCAGGGCGCACUUUAUAAGACAGGGCAUAGAGGAAGGGUUUCACGACAAAUUAAAACGUGUCUUUGAAGAUGAGGUCAAGGAGACGUGCCAAAGUCACUGGGACCGAAAUUUCGGAUCAUGUAUGGCACCCAUGCAGUGGGACGAGGUACGGCAGAAGUACGAGCUGGUGGAUCUGGUCACCAUGAUAGCUGAAGCUCGAUUGAAACAUGGAAUAGAGCCGCUGCCCGGAUACUAUGAAGCCAUGAUCCUUGAGUUGGGAAUUGAUGGCAAGAUAACCUUCCAGCGCAAGAGUGUGCCGUCCGAUAUUGACGUUGGAGGACUAAUCUCGCGCCUGGAAAGCUGGUAUCCCCAAAAUGACGAGCAUAGCACCAACAUCAUCAAGCACUUCUGUCAUAAACUUAACUUCAUCUCGGACCACGGCGAUGAAGCUCAGAAGCGGAAAUGUCAACUGAUGUUCCGACAGUUGACUCGCUGCAUCGAGACACAGAAGACAGAAUGCGAGCUGUCUCAAUGGGUGUUCAAGCUAUGGUGCAAGCCCGACUACAGUGUGCCUCCCGGGAAAUCACCAGACAGGGUUGGCACAUGGAACAAGCUGAAGGAAGAUACAUAUCAAGACCUCCUUGCUGGAGUCAUCAACAGAUACCCAGUUUUCGUUCGAAAGAUUCGAGUUCGACGGUGGUGGUCCGAGUUGGGAGUGCUUGAGAAACAAAUUGAAACGAGUCAAGGCGAAACUGGCUUCUCAGCAGAGCAGCUGGCUAUGUUGGACGAACUGCUCGCACGCCGCACUGAUGAGGAGCAAGAUGCCAAGUUCAAGGAGGCUCUGGACAUGGCGAAGAUGGCAAUGAUACGAAGCGAGCUACCGAGUAUUUCACUGUCAACAUUUUAA